This is a messenger RNA of Salpingoeca rosetta, 1071 nucleotides long. RefSeq lists its product as uncharacterized. Gene Ontology annotation, molecular function: hydrolase activity. The coding region runs from base 1 to 1071 and encodes 356 amino acids. The record is from RefSeq and is a predicted model, not a curated record. NCBI's taxonomy places the organism in Eukaryota, Choanoflagellata, Craspedida, Salpingoecidae. Gene Ontology annotation, cellular component: extracellular region. The transcript has 4 exons.
AUGAUCGCACUGUCGAGACACGGUUGCUUCCUGGCUGUUGCUGCCGCCGCUGUGCUGUGCCUGGCCAGCUGUGGUGCGGUUGCAUCCCCCCUUCCACGAUUGAACAUCGACAUUGACGCCAUCACAGUUGCUGGCAUCAGCGCAGGCGGAGCAUUUGCAUCGCAGUUUCAUGUGGCGCACAGCGCAAGCCUCGCUGGCGCGGCCAUCUUUGCCGGCCCGCCUUUCUUCUGCUCGCAGGCAAACGUCGACAUUGCCGUGACCUCCUGCAUGAAAACACCGGAUCUGAUUGAUGUGGACGCGCUGGCCGCAGAGGCCGUCAACGCCGCCCUGAUCAACAGCAUCGACGACACGCGACACAUGCGUGACGCAAAGGUGUGGCUGUUCACCGGCAAGAAGGACACCGUUGUGCACCCUGGUGUGGUGGAGAAGACCAAGGCCUUCUACGAGCACUUUGUCAACUCGUCCAGCAACAUCAAGAUGCACGACACCUUCCCUGCGGAGCAUGCGUGGAUCACAAGCGGGUACGGCGAGAUGUGCGACUUCCUGGGCGACCCGUACAUCAACAACUGCAGCUUUGAUGCCGUGGGCGACUUUCUCAACCACCUCUACGACGGCAAGAUCAAGCCUUCGGGCUCAUUCAACGCCAAGCACCUCCUCCGCUUUGAGCAAGCGCAGUACAUUGAGUCUGGUAACCCGGAGGCCAUCAGCUUUGGCAACGCGGGCUUUGUGUACGUGCCGAAGCAGUGUGCGAGUGGCACGCAGUGUCGCCUCGUGGUUACCUUCCACGGCUGCAACCAGGAUGUGGACACCAUCGGGGAGGAGUUUGUUAUCCACAACGGCCUCAACGAGUACGCCGAAACCAACAACCUCGUCAUCCUCUACCCACAGGUGGAGAAAUCUGCCGUGAUUCCGUACAACCCCAAGGGCUGCUUCGACUGGUGGGGGUAUGCGGGCAUCAACUUUGCUACAAAGGGCGGUGCGCAGAUCAGGGCUGUCGCAACGAUGAUACACGCCAUCACGGGCCAGUUUGGCGCCAAUCCCACGCGCACCCGCUUCCACCCGCUCCCAUAA